AUGAAUUUUAUCUCCGUCAAUUUAAAUGGGGUGUCGGACCCUCAGAAAGGUCUGUGGAUUCGUAACCUAAAGAGAAAAGUUAGAGCGGAGUUUAUUGGGAUUCAAGAAUCUCACCAAUCGGGUCUUUCAGAGCUGGUUCUUCGACGUUUCUGGGAUUCUUCUCCGAUGUGCAUCGAUACGGUGGAUUCUGUCGGAAGAUCCGGGGGCUUGGUUUCUAUAUGGAAUCUAGACAUCUUCUUGGCGGAUCAGGUCAUUAAAAACCCUAAAUUCCUUUCUGUUUCAGGUCAGUUGCUGGGUGUGAAUGUCAAAUUUAAUGUGAUUAAUCUGCACGCUCCAAAUGACCCGAAUUGUAGAAGAUCGUUGUGGUCAGAUUUGACAUCUCUUAUAAACCAAUUUGAUGGAGCUUGGAUUCUUUUGGGUGAUUUCAACGAAGUUAGGUCUGAAGAUGAACGAGUGAACUCUAGGUUUGAUCGGGGAUCCUCAGAAGCUUUUAAUGGUUUUAUUUCGAGUGUUGGCCUUAUGGAAUACUCGAUGUGUGGAGGUAAAUUUACUUUCAUAUCUGGUCACAAAGAUGUGAAGCUUAGUAAACUUGAUAGGUUCUUAGUGAACGAUCAGUUUCUAAGCUCCUGGCCAAAUACUCUUGCCGAAGUUCAUAAGAGGGGUUUCUCAGACCAUUGUCCGAUCUCUCUGUCUUGUUUGACUUCAGAUUUUGGCCCCAUCCCGUUUAAGUUUUUUAAUUCUUGGAUUGGCGGCAAAAAAUUGUCCGAUAUUGUGGUUAAUGCUAUUAACUCGGUGUCUGAGAUGGUCGGAUUGGGGGGUGUUGGGGUAUAUAAGGAUGUGAUUCUGCUCAAUACUCUUAAAACCAUUAAGGCAAACAUAAAGUCUUGGAGGAAACAGGUUUCGUCUGAUCGUCUUAGGGAUAUUAAUUUGCUGGAAGAGUAG
This is a messenger RNA of Helianthus annuus (common sunflower), 942 nucleotides long. RefSeq lists its product as uncharacterized. The record is from RefSeq and is a predicted model, not a curated record. The coding region runs from base 1 to 942 and encodes 313 amino acids. The transcript has a single exon. Lineage: Eukaryota; Viridiplantae; Streptophyta; Magnoliopsida; Asterales; Asteraceae. Gene Ontology annotation, molecular function: catalytic activity.